AUGAAGGGCAUGGUUUCAGCCCUGCUGGCCGCGGGCAUUUCGGCCACCUUGCCUUCGAGUGCUCUCGGCAGUGUUGUUGUCACCCGCGACGCUGAUUUCCCUGAUCCCAUUGAUGGCUUCAUCGGUCCCAUUCCCUAUGGAAAUGCCACCAUCAAUGCUCCGCUGGACAAGGACGGCAAGGACACCUACAUAGGCUUCAAGUUCUUCCCUGAGGCCCACAUCCCUCACUUGUGCGCUGCUCACUGUGUGAGCGUCACCAACUAUCAUCGCAAGCACCCCAAACCUGAUGGCACCUACGACACUUGCAGAUUCUUCCUUGCCUACACCCUGUUUGAGAACGGAGUCCCCCAGGGUCUGUUCUGCUCGAUGUACACCCGCGAUUGGGAUCAGUCUUAUGCCACCAACCGCGGCGAGACUCGUGGUCCCUCGCAGAUGUCCAUGCAGGAUGGUUACGGUUAUAUCUUGGAUGACAACUACUACCGCACUUGCCGGACCACUGCCACGACCGUCAAGACCACCGUUGUCGCUCCCCCCACCACCACGGCAAAGCCCAACACCACUCACAAGCCGGAGACUCCUACCACUUACAAGCCUAACACCACUCACAAGCCCAACACCACUCACAAGCCGGAGACUCCUACCACUUACAAGCCUAACACCACUCACAAGCCGGAGACUCCUACCACUCACAAGCCUAACACCACUCACAAGCCGGAGACUCCUACCACUCACAAGCCUACCACCACUCACAAGCCGGAGACUCCUUCCACUCACAAGCCUACCACCACUCACAAGCCCAACACCACUCACAAGCCGGAGACUCCUACCACUUACAAGCCUAACACCACUCACAAGCCGGAGACUCCUACCACUCACAAGCCCAACACCACUCACAAGCCUAACACCACUCACAAGCCGGAGACUCCUACCACUCACAAGCCUACCACCACUCACAAGCCUACCACCACUCACAAGCCGGAGACUCCUACCACUCACAAGCCCAACACCACUCACAAGCCGGAGACUCCUACCACUCACAAGCCUACCACCACUCACAAGCCCAACACCACUCACAAGCCGGAGACUCCUACCACUUACAAGCCCAACACCACUCACAAGCCUACCACCACUCACAAGCCCAACACCACUCACAAGCCGGAGACUCCUACCACUUACAAGCCCAACACCACUCACAAGCCUACCACCACUCACAAGCCCAACACCACUCACAAGCCGGAGACUCCUACCACUUACAAGCCCAACACCACUCACAAGCCUACCACCACUCACAAGCCCAACACCACUCACAAGCCGGAGACUCCUACCACUUACAAGCCUAACACCACUCACAAGCCGGGGCCUCCUACCACUCACAAGCCCAACACCACUCACAAGCCGGAGACUCCUACCACUCACAAGCCCAACACCACUCACAAGCCCAACACCACUCACAAGCCUAACACCACUCACAAGCCGGAGACUCCUACCACUCACAAGCCUACCACCACUCACAAGCCCAACACCACUCACAAGCCGGAGACUCCUACCACUUACAAGCCUAACACCACUCACAAGCCGGAGACUCCUACCACUCACAAGCCCAACACCACUCACAAGCCUAACACCACUCACAAGCCGGAGACUCCUACCACUCACAAGCCUACCACCACUCACAAGCCCAACACCACUCACAAGCCCAACACCACUCACAAGCCUAACACCACUCACAAGCCGGAGACUCCUACCACUCACAAGCCUACCACCACUCACAAGCCCAACACCACUCACAAGCCCAACACCACUCACAAGCCGGAGACUCCUACCACUCACAAGCCUAACACCACUCACAAGCCGGGGCCUCCUACCACUCACAAGCCUAACACCACUCAUAAGCCGGGGCCUCUUACCACUCACAACUGGAAGCCUACAACUCACAAGCAUACCACCACUCACAACUGGAAGCCUACCACUACGGGCAAGCCCACGAUUACUCGGCUUACAAUCAGUCUUCAUCCCACCCCCACUCACAAGACAAAUAUUACCAACCCCCGCCCGGUUAUGACCACGCUCCGCACAACGACAACCAAGCUGCUAAUGACCACGACUAAGCGCACCACCACCAUCACUCGCAAGCCCACAGUCAUGACAUUCACCACCCGCCGCACCGUGGUUGGGACUGGUCGUGUGAUUGCCACGCCCAUUGCUGCCAUCGCCCUUGAUGACAGUGACUAA
Messenger RNA from Podospora pseudopauciseta, 2232 nucleotides. RefSeq lists its product as uncharacterized. The coding region runs from base 1 to 2232 and encodes 743 amino acids. The transcript has a single exon. The record is from RefSeq and is a predicted model, not a curated record. Lineage: Eukaryota; Fungi; Ascomycota; Sordariomycetes; Sordariales; Podosporaceae.